AAACUCUUGUAUAUAUUGCUUUAACAGGUGCCUGGUAGAAGAGAGAGACCUGUUCCGAACAAUGUCCAGGAGAAAGCCGGAGAGUAAAAGCCUUUCAGGCUUGUUAGCUACAUCUCUGCAAACACAAAUCAAGACAGACAGUUUUCACAAUUUCUACAUGCUUGAAUCUAAAGAGCUAGGACGAGGAAGAUGUGCUGUGGUUAGAAAAUGUAUAGCUAAAUCCACAGGCCAAGAAUAUGCAGCUAAAUUUUUAAAGAAAAGAAGACGAGGGCAAGACUGCAAAGCAGAGAUUCUUCAUGAAAUUGCUGUACUUGAAUUAAUGAAAUCUAAUCCGCGCAUAGUCAAUCUCCAUGAAGUCUAUGAAACAGCAAAUGAAAUAAUCUUAGUGUUGGAAUAUGCUGCUGGAGGAGAAAUCUUUAACUUAUGCAUCCCAGACCUGGAUGACAGAAUUGGUGAAAGUGAUAUUAUAAAACUUAUAAGACAAAUACUGGAAGGACUUUGCUGCUUGCAUGAAAACAAUAUUGUGCAUCUUGAUUUAAAGCCUCAAAACAUCUUGCUGAGCAGCGUCAAUCCUCUUGGUGAUGUAAAGAUUGUGGAUUUUGGUAUGUCUCGGAAGAUUGAGAAUUCUAGUGAACUGCGGCAAAUCAUGGGAACAACAGAAUAUUUAGCUCCAGAAAUCUUAAACUACGAUCCUAUUACCACAGCUACAGAUAUGUGGAACAUAGGUGUAAUUUCAUACAUGCUCUUGACACAAGAAUCUCCAUUUGUGGGAGCUGAUAAUCAAGAAACUUUCCUUAAUAUAUCUCAAGUUAACGUGGAUUAUUCAGAAGAAAUAUUUUCAUCCAUUUCACAGCCUGCCAGAGACUUCAUUCAAAAGCUUCUCAUCAAAAAUCCAGAGGAAAGACCCACAGCAGAGGCCUGCCUCUCUCAUUUGUGGUUGCAGCAAGGGGAAUUCAUACUCUUGUGUGGCCCUGAAGAAACUUGCUGCUCUUCUCUGAUGCCAGGAUACGCAACAAAAUGCUCAGAAGAGCGGAAUAUAAAAUCCAGUUGUAAUGGUACCUGUAGCAAAAAGGAAGACAAAGAAAACAUUCCAGAGGACAGCAGUACAGUCUCCAAACGUUUCCGGUUUGAUGAUUCAUUGCAGCAUCCACAAGACUUUAUGACAGACUUUGUUUGUUAAUGUGUUUUUAUAGACUUUUUUGAAAUGAAUUUAGCAUAAUCUAUUCCAGUGGUGAAUACGUUAUGGCUUGCCAAUGCAUGCAGCAUUGAUGUACUGGAAAUGCACUUUUGGUCCUUUUAUGCUGGGUGCUGCUUUUUCUAUCCAUUGCUGGCAAUGGAUUUAACUCCUGAGGAAUUGGAGUUAUAGCACCAAUAAAAUGAUUUUUUUUGAAGAAGAAGAAGAAGAAGCUAUAAUUAAAUAUAUUUGCACUUUUCAAGUUUUAGUCCAAAUAUGAUGCCAGAGUGAACAAAUAAAAACCUGAAAAUGAGUUUAAUUAAACUCAUGCUUUGCCAAGCAGUGGUUGAAUAACAUACACUUUUAUGAUUAAACCUUGACAAUAAACUGAUCUAAGCAAGGAAACUGAAUUGAGCUCUCUUACUGGGCUUAUUUGUAACCGUUCUCAAUGAAAGUUAAUGAAAGUUAAAACUGGUGUGCUUUGGGAAUAUGAUACAUCUGUUGGGACCAUUUGGACAACUGCUUGCUUUCUAGGAUCAUUAAUAGUUAAGGAAAUGUUUCUGCCUUAUUGGUCUGGUCUGCUUAAGGAUUAUAAUGCAUAUUGUGCGUGUUUUUCCUGUGUUGGAUCUCUGCAGUGCUUGAAUAGAAUACGGGUAGAUUGAAUAGACUAUAGGUAGAUUGUCAUUCCUAGUGCUUGUGGUUCUUUGCUUCUUAUGAGUAAGUUAUAUUAAAAGAGGAUGAGGGUCCCAUGCUGAUGGGUAUAUUUGACACACCUGAUGGUUUCCUUUCAUACAAUCUCUAAAAUAGUGUUGUCUACCUAUAAUGAUCUAUUCCUCAUUUUGAGAAAGAAAAAGCUGCAGAGAUUAAACUAAUAGAGUAUGAUGAUUUUUGCCAGUGAAGCUGCAAUUAAGAGAUUUUUAUUAUGCCCUUUUAAUGCAGAUGCUCAGUUCAUCUUUUCUGUUAGUCAUCGUUAACCACCAUACCUAGCUUUUAUACCUAGCUCUGAGAAAUGGACUACAGCGUGUUAGUAGUUAAACUAUCCAGAAACUGUUUUAAGCCCUUAAACUUGCCUUGUUUUCUAAGUUUGUCAUUUUCUAAGGCAUGUCCCUUCUGCUGCUUGUUUCUAGGAUCUGUGAAAUAAUGCAUGCAUCAGAUUUUGGCUUGGAGGAAAAGUCAAUCGUGUCUUAGCAGCCUGAAACUAAUAGUUUACCCUUGAAAUACUGACAAGAUAUAAUCCUGAUCAUAACAACACUGAGUUUAAAAGCCUUUCUGUGUAGGCAGUGUAUUAAAACUCUUGGAAACGUUCUGAAAGUAAAGGGCACUUAAAAACACUUUUGCAAUUUUCCAUUCCUCAUUGCAUAGACUUAUCAUCUUUUGGUUUGGAUUUAGCUUGUUUUGUAUAAUAGUAUAAUAAAAUAUCACAGUCCUGACUGAUACAUUUUUUUCAAGUGAGCCUGUGGACCUGUCAGUAGUUAGGCAAAUUGAGGUUUUGGAACAUCAUGUGAGAAGUAAGUAAACAUAAUAAUCAGUAAAAGGUUGUAUUUUAUCCUUUUUUUUUUUCCAUAAAAGGAAUAGACAAUUUUUUUUACAGAUAAGUUUCAGAGUAAGGUUUUGACAUAAUGGAUGGGGGAAUUCAGGACUGGUGUCUUUAUUGUGGGUGAUAGUCAUCUUGCCAAGUGAAAAGUCACUUGCAGUAAAGCCUGUGAGCCUGAUUUUUUUUUUUUUUUUGUUUGCUUGUCAGAAGUAAGUUUCCCAAUACUUAAACUCAUGUCAAAUGAAAUCACAAAUAAAUUCAGCAUGGAUGAAGUUCAGAUGCCUAUGUAUAGAUGAACCGUCCUGACUCUUCUCUGCACAUUAAUUCUUAUGUAACAUUUUUUCUGUGAGGCUGAUAAUAGAAAUUAUAAAAUGGCUUUACUGGAGGCAGUUGUUGGAUUGUGUUCAGCUACUUUAUACCAUUAAUUCUCAAAGUUCUUGACUUUGCCCAGUUGGUCUUAUUAUAAAAAAUGUUUUCCCUACCAGCGUGGAGUCUAAUUUAAACCAAGCAAAUUAAAAAUACAAACUAUUUUAUAAAUACACACUCACAAUUUAAAAUUCACUUAAGAUGAAGGAAGAAAAUAUCAAAAAAAAAAAAAUAAAGGUGGAACAAAUGGUUUACAAAAUUAAUUGCGUUUUAAAUUUCUCCAAAAAAUAUUACUAAACUGAGAUUACAACUGGGAAGCUUGUGUCUUUGUAUACUAGUGUUCUGUUUUUAACAUCUGAAAAAUAAAGCUGAAAGCGUAUGCCAGCACUUUAUCUUAAAUAUUCCUUAAAGUUUUUAUCAUGGUAACCGAUGUUUACAUUUCUUAUUACUUUUGGAUCUAACUUAUCUUUAAAUUUGAAUAAAUGAAAUUUUGUCCUUUCCAAGGAUAAGGAUUAAAGACUUUAUUUGUGCUUUAUGUAAAUUCAAAAUAUACCUUGAAUCUGAUUUUGUUUGGAUCAUUGUUUAUUUAAAAAAAACUGUGCAUGCAUAACGUCAACUGAAUGUAAAUAUAUACAUUAUAGACAAUGCUA
This is a messenger RNA of Struthio camelus australis, 3724 nucleotides long. The record is from RefSeq and is a predicted model, not a curated record. Lineage: Eukaryota; Metazoa; Chordata; Aves; Struthioniformes; Struthionidae.